Molecule: messenger RNA, 2047 nt
Organism: Owenia fusiformis
Lineage: Eukaryota; Metazoa; Annelida; Polychaeta; Sabellida; Oweniidae
Source: the annotation of a GenBank genome assembly
UUGAAUAAAGAUUAGAGAAGGAAUCAAAUUGAAGCAGAGAAACCAAUAUCAUUUGACAGUGAAAGAAUCUUAAAGAAUCAAAAACAAGGAAAUACUAUAAGUAAUUUCACUUUCCAAGCAGCACCAAUGGAUGAGGAAAGAAUUACUGAGAUGAGUGAAACAAAUUCUGACAAAAACAAAAUUGAUAUGAAGGAACUGUAGAAACCACUACUACAUAGCAAUGGUUUCUAUUAAUGCUACUAGAUAACAAUGGUUUGUUGAUUAUAAUCACUACAUAGGUGACUUUUAGGUACAAUAACUGGAAUAUAAGUACAUGUAGUUUUCGUGUAAAAACAAUAAGCUAAAAUGUCACCUUAAUUAUUGAAAAGAUUCAAGAGACGAGUUCCUUUAGUGUAGCCAAUCCUUCACGAUGAAAAGAUUAAUUAGUGACUUUGCAAAAACAACAACUGGCCAUGGCUGGGGAAAUAUUCAUGAGAGAAAAUCAAAGUGUACAAAAGUAGCAUGGUUAAUUUUCUGCAUAGCAAGCACAAUCGCCUCUAUGGGCCACGUUACAUCUAUCAUCUACAGGUACAGCCUCUUUGAGACAAAGGACAGGGUGUUAGUAGAACGCCAAGAUCUUUUAUUUCCUUCAGUCACUGUAUGUCCACUGACCCAGCUUUCUAAACAAGGCAUUUCGAAAUUUGUUCAAGAUAUGAUGAAUGGAGAAGAUGCAGCGUUGCCUAUAUCAGUCUUGCAACGAUUAUUUUUUGAGAUGGUUCAAAUAGACCGUAACUCAACCUUGUUCACAGAGGUAUCUUCAGAAAAACAACAAUUCUAUGAAAAGUUCUACAAGAAACUGUACAACUAUCAAGGUUUUUAUGAAAAUGUACCAACGAUCACAGAAUAUGGUCAUAAGAAACGUGACUUUAUCUCAUCCUGUAUGUAUCAGGGAAAACCCUGUUCAGAUGAAGAUAUCCAUUCAGUAAAACAUUACUAUUAUUUUAACUGUUUUACAUUUAACAAUGUCAAUACCACACUUUCUAACCCUUACAUCAAUUCAACUGGCCCAACAGGUGGUCUUUCACUGCAGUUAUUCUUAGACAAAGAUGAGGAUUUGUUUGCGAUAUUCAACGCAGAGUACCCAACUUCUGGGAGCCAAGGUGUCAGAGUUGUUAUACACGAGAAAGGGACACUACCAGAUCCAGAAAAUGAAGGAUUCGAGGUGGAAAGUGGUCACUCUGUAAAUGUAGCAUUGUCUGCUAGGCGACGUGAUUUGAUGAAACCACCCUGGGGAGAGUGUACUGAUCACCCUCUAUUAGAUGAAGGGGGCUUUGCAUACGACUCACAAGUUUGUCAAAUGAGAUGCCUCCAGAAGAUGGUUUAUAAAUCGUGUGGAUGUAAACUUGGAUCAUUACCCAUGUACCCAGAUAUAGAAGAUGUCCAAUUCUGUAACAAAAUUCAGUAUAACGAAUGGUUAGAGAAAAAUCCAAAUAUAACUGCACUGCUCAAUGACUUGGAGAAGCUACAAUGCGGGAUGAAUGAAUACAAUUGGGAUGUUGUACUUGACCAGGAUGACUGUCAAUGUAAGGACAACUGCAGCUUCCACACAUAUGACAUGACACUCUCACAAUCUCAAUGGCCAAAACAGGGGGUAGAAUUCGACUUUUAUUGCGGGAAGAUUGCACUCCUUCCAAAUUAUAACAACUCCAGUGUUUAUAAAGCUUACCAUGACCAAAUGAAGGAAUUUUGCCAAAAAUUGUACGUGGUUUAUUCAACCAGCUGGAAUGAAGUGAAACAAGAGAUAGGAGAUAGCUUUCGACAAAAUUUUAUCCGUUUGAAUGUGUAUUUCAAAGAUUUGAAGACAAAUAUAAUCAAACAGGAAGCUGAUUUUACGCUUGGGUCAAUGGUAUCAGAGAUUGGUGGAAGUCUCGGAAUAUUCAUUGGAGUAUCGAUAAUUACAAUGGCUGAGGUUUUCAUACUUUGCUUGGACAUUAUAAGGGUAUUAGGAGAAAAGUCGAAAGUCAAGUCAUCACAAGAUCCAAAAGGUGUAAAUCAUGGUUCUAAAUAA